GGGGGGCGGGCAGGAGGCGGGUCGUGCGGGUCGGUGUGGACGGCGUGGCUGCGUGCGCAGGGUGGAGGUGUCGGACGAGGAGCUGGCGCAGCGGCUGCUGGAGGGCGCGCAGACGGCGCUGCGAGCGCUCCUGGCGGGCGACGAGGCGCAGAUCCGCGCCGCCGAGGCCGCGCUCAGGGACGCCGAGGGCGCCCUGCACGCGGGCCUGCGCGACCUGGGCAUGCAGCCGGAUCAGGCGACGUCGUCGCUGCCGGUGGGCGCGCAGGAGCUGCUGGGCCAGUCGCAGCACAAGAGCCAGGGGCUGUGGGGCGUGGGGCGCGCGCAGCUCGCCAUGGCCAUGUCGGCGGCGCUGAGCGCGGCCGCCGCCGCCGCGCGCAUGGCCGGCGACCGGGGCGGCGGAAGCGGCAGCGGGGUCCGCCUCUCCGCCAGCACGCGGCGCCGCCUGUCCGAGGUGGCCGACCGCCUCAAGGCGCUGCACCCGGCCGACUG
Molecule: messenger RNA, 489 nt
Organism: Gryllus bimaculatus (two-spotted cricket)
Lineage: Eukaryota; Metazoa; Arthropoda; Insecta; Orthoptera; Gryllidae
Source: the annotation of a GenBank genome assembly